Molecule: messenger RNA, 493 nt
Organism: Cylindrotheca closterium
Lineage: Eukaryota; Bacillariophyta; Bacillariophyceae; Bacillariales; Bacillariaceae
Source: the annotation of a GenBank genome assembly
AUGCCGCAAGAAGUACGGUCAGUUAGCUCAAAAGUGUUGAGAGGGAUAGUUCCGUUCUUGAUUCAUCACCUGUGCAAACUUACCAAUACGCAAGCUGAUCGAGUCUUGGGUAAAUGGAUUCCCAAAUCAGAGAUCCAGGCGACUCGUCGUAAGUGUUUGGUAUGGUGCACCAACACACUACGCGCUAUUGAGGCCUCCGAUCAGUCGACCAAGGUGGAGGAAGCGCUGGAGUUUUUGGACGAUGUGAUCGAAGACACCACCGAUGUCUACCAAGGUCAACUCUCGAUCAAUAUGGAUAUGGCAAAUGCCAAGGAUAUUGACGAUGGUCAAACGGUCACGGGGAUGCUGGAUGAAAUGCACGAACGUGAACAACAACUGGAGGAUGCCUUUGUGGAAAUCGAGGCUCGUGACAACGCCUUGGCGGCUAAAGACCAGGCCCUGGCUCAGCAGAAAGCCGCGACUGCGGCUCUUCAAGCCCAACUUGACGCCCUUC